AUGGCAGUGGUAGAUCAUAUGGAUGGCCAAAGAGACCUUGUUACUUACAAAUCCAUGUGGCAUCUCAGUGAUCAAGAUCCCUAUUACCAUUCGGACGCAUAUAGAAAAGAUGGAGGAGAUGGUAGUGGACAUUGGUUGUGCACCUUUCUUUAUACACGAGUUGUUGACCUUUUCUCUUAUGCAGGUGCGGCCUGUGGGUAUGGAAACCUAUACAGCCAAGGUUACGGGAAAGACAAUGCAGCUUUGAGCACAGCAUUGUUCAACAAUGGCUUGAGCUGUGGAGCCUGUUUUGAAAUAAAAUGGAGGGACCCGCAGUGGUGCCUACCAGGCUCAGUUGUGGUUACAGCUACCAAUUUCUGCCCACAGACCUCACUAACCAUGCUGGAGGCUGGUGCAAUCCUCCUCUGCAUCAUUUUGAUCUCGCUCAGCCUGUCUUCUAGCGAAUUGCUAAGUUUAGAGCAGGGAUUGUGCCCGGUGUCUUAUAGAAGGGUACCAUGCGAGAAGAAAGGAGGAAUAAGAUUCUCAAUCAAUGGGCACUCAUACUUCAACUUAAUACUGAUAACCAACGUUGGAGGUGCUGGCGAUAUUCAUGCAGUUUCAGUAAAAGGGUCAAAAACUGGAUGGCAACCCAUGUCAAGAAACUGGGGUCAAAACUGGCAAAGCAACACAUACCUCAACGGACAAAGCCUCUCGUUUAUGGUGACAAUUAGUGAUGGACGCACUGUGAUCUGUAAUGAUAUAGUACCUGCUGGGUGGUCCUUCGGCCAGACCUUCAUUACCGACCAACAGUUUGAUUAAAUCUAAAGACCAGACCAACCAAUUGCUGUACAAGUCAAUAAAUGAAUACAUAGGGAGGGGUGUUAGUUUUGAGCUCAGAAAAUUUGAGAGGGCUUAAUUUAAAAUGUGGUUCUUAUCAAUUGUCGUUUCCAGAUUUCAUUAUGAUGUAGGUUUGAUUCUGCUUUGCUAUAUAUGAAAAGACAGGUGGCCUGAAAAUUUAGCUGCGCUGGACAUUCACCACCCGCAAAUUAUUUUGUUUCAUUUUUGGUUUCCUUGUUGAUUUAUAUAAAGCAA
Molecule: messenger RNA, 1071 nt
Organism: Manihot esculenta (cassava)
Lineage: Eukaryota; Viridiplantae; Streptophyta; Magnoliopsida; Malpighiales; Euphorbiaceae
Product: expansin-A1-like
Exons: 4
Coding region: 1-798 (265 amino acids)
Biological process (GO): plant-type cell wall organization
Cellular component (GO): extracellular region
Source: RefSeq, a predicted model, not a curated record